Lineus longissimus is the source of this 3966-nucleotide messenger RNA. Its product is annotated as glucose-6-phosphate isomerase-like. The coding region runs from base 20 to 1705 and encodes 561 amino acids. Gene Ontology annotation, cellular component: cytosol. NCBI's taxonomy places the organism in Eukaryota, Metazoa, Nemertea, Pilidiophora, Heteronemertea, Lineidae. Gene Ontology annotation, molecular function: glucose-6-phosphate isomerase activity; monosaccharide binding; carbohydrate derivative binding. The record is from RefSeq and is a predicted model, not a curated record. The transcript is spliced from 13 exons. Gene Ontology annotation, biological process: gluconeogenesis; glucose 6-phosphate metabolic process; glycolytic process.
GGUUGCACCCCUUGGCAAGAUGGCAGAUAUCAAGCGAUCAAAUCUUACUUCGGAGUCGUCUUUCAAGGCGUUGUCCGACUACUAUGACAAGCAUGGGAUGACGAUUCAAAUGCAACAGCUCUUUCAGAGUGAUCCGAAUCGGUUCAAUCAGUUUAGUGUCAAUCUACCAACUGGUGAGAAAGAUGAAGGAAGUCUGCUUGUCGAUUUCUCCAAGAACCUCAUCGAUGCUGAAGUUCUCAAGCUUCUUUUGAACUUGGCAAGGGAGCGUAAAGUGCCAGAGAUGAGGGAUGCGAUGUUCAGCGGUGAAAAAAUCAACUUCACUGAAGUGAGAGCAGUACUUCACACAGCGCUACGCAACAGGUCCAACACAGCCACUCACGUUGACAGCAAAGAUGUGAUGCCAGAUGUCAACAAAGUUUUAAAACAGAUGCGUGAGUUCACAGACAGCGUGAGAAGUGGUGCUUGGUUGGGAUAUACUGGUGAGAGAAUCACCGAUGUUGUCAAUAUUGGUAUUGGUGGAUCAGAUCUGGGUCCAUAUAUGGUGACUGAAGCUCUUACGCCCUACGGAGAUGGGCCCAGAGUACACUUCACCUCCAAUGUGGAUGGGACGCACAUCGCCAAGACACUGAAGAAUCUUCGACCCGAGUCGACACUCUUCAUCAUUGCCUCAAAGACGUUCACAACAUUGGAGACGAUCACGAAUGCCAACUCAGCAAAGCAGUGGUUCUUAGGUCAUGCAAAAGAUCCUGCCCAUGUUGCCAAGCACUUCGUGGCCCUCUCGACUAACGGACCCAAAGUAAAGGACUUUGGCAUCGAUGAGAAAAAUAUGUUUGAGUUUUGGGAUUGGGUCGGUGGGCGCUACUCCCUCUGGUCUGCCAUUGGUCUAACCAUAGCUUGUUACGUUGGCAUGGAUAACUUUGAACGUCUGCUUGCUGGAGCCCAUUUUAUGGACAACCACUUCAGGACAGCACCUCUUGAACAAAAUAUCCCAGUAUUGCUGGCAGUGAUAGGCGUCUGGUACAUUAACUUCCACAAGGCUGAGACCCAUGCCCUGCUGCCCUACGACCAGUACAUGCAUCGAUUUGCUGCGUACUUCCAACAAGGGGACAUGGAAUCGAACGGCAAGUCCGUCACGCGAAGUGGUCAGAAUGUCAACUAUCAUACUGGACCGAUAGUGUGGGGAGAACCUGGUACAAAUGGACAGCAUGCAUUCUACCAGCUCAUUCAUCAAGGUACCCGUUUGAUCCCGUGUGACUUCCUCGCCCCAGUCAACACCCACAACCCAGUACAGAAUGGCCUACACCAUGAGCUCCUGCUCUCGAACUACCUGGCUCAGACUGAAGCUCUCAUGUUGGGCAAGACGCGAGAUGUGGUCGAGGCUGAGUUAACAAAGGCUGGCAAAGAUCAGGAUUUCAUUUCUAGAGUUUUACCCCACAAGGUUUUCGCAGGAAAUAAGCCAAGCAAUUCGAUCCUCUUCAACAAGUUAACACCCUUUAUGCUUGGAGCAUUGUUAGCAAUGUAUGAACAGAAGAUUUUCACCCAAGGAGUCAUUUGGGAUGUCAACUCUUACGAUCAGUGGGGUGUGGAGCUUGGUAAAGAACUUGCACUGAAAGUCCAUGCAGAUCUGAAGGGAGAUGCGCCAGUCAAGAACCAUGACGCCUCAACAAACGGUCUCAUCAACUUCAUCAAGGCUAAUCGCAAAUGAAAGACUUUGGCCCCGCUAUGAAAUCUACCAUCUUGGAGUGACCCCUGACCUCAUACUGUUUUAAGAGAUUGUUUAUUUUUGCAUUGGAACUAUGCUACAGCUGCUCGAACUAAUUAUUUUGGGGAGUUUCAUGUUAUUUGUUAUUAUUAUAGGCCCCAGAUCCCGUCUGGGGACUAUAUUGUUAUCACUGGAAUUCUCGAAACUGUUAUUUUCUUCCACCAACACAUUUAUUGCGGUAGUCCAGCAAAACGGCUAAAUAAACCAGAAAUCAAUCACCCUUACACCACCAAACCCAAUUCCAUCUAUGGACUAUCGCAAAAGUAUUUUAAAAAUCCUGAGUAUUUCGAUACUUUUGAAGCAUUUUUUGCUGAGAUUCGUCUGAUCGUCUUCUCCCAACAUGCCGAAGCCGCGAUUCAAUCUGACAUGCGCUGUGACAUGCGCAGAGGCGAGACGCUGAUACAUUAGCAUAAGCUCCGCCCCGUCAUAAUGACGUCAUUAUUCUCAGGAGUUGGUCGAGCGAUGGGACGAUGGUAUUAUAAAGAAACCCAAUUCGAUUCAUGGACUAUCGCAAAAAUUUUCAAAAUUCAGAAUAUUUCCCGAUGCUUUAGAUGCGUUUUUAUGACUCCAGCUCCUCAGUUGGAGUCAGUAUUGUUUUCGCUCAGGUUUCUCGUACAAUCACGUGACCUCUCCAACACUCGAUAAUGCACUCAUUCGUCCACGUUUGAGGCCAAUCUUCGGCAUGAACAUGAAAUCUAAUAAGCGCAGUACUUAAAUCAGAUGUUUCUCUCGCCUUGAAAACAUUCCUGGGUAAAAUCCAUUGAGAUCAGCCGAGUUAAUCUACUUUUUCCGUGCUUAAAAUCUCUGCCGCUGAAUUCUAUAAAUAGAAACUAUUAACAUCGCGGCAGUGUGGUUCCCAUUGUGCGCCCUCCCACUUCACACCAUGUCAGGAAGUUUUACGGAGAGGGAGGGCGCGCGGUAAGAAGAAUAGCCAAAAUGACGUCACGUUUUCCUGGCAAUGCCUCUUGCGAGACCAGUCAAGCAUUGGGAAAGCAUCUUUAAUUCAGACAACGUUAGAACUAGAAAAACGAAUAUGUUAAUUUGCAAAAGUAAAAGCAGAUUUCACCACUAACCAGUCAAAUCGGAAUACGACGGCGCAAAAUGUCGCUUUCUACUCUGUUGACAUGACGACUACCUGGAUUAGUUUGCCAUGAAGAAAAAGUUUCUUAAGUUAUAUCGCUUGUACUGAAGUCUUGCUUAAUUUAGCACCAAUAGAGUUAAAUUAUUUUACGGCACUUAUGAAACAAGGCCCAAGGCUAUUCAGGGGGAUGAAAUAUUUGGAAAUGAUAGGUGCCAUAUACAUGUAGUUAUGUUUUCUCGGUUCUUGCAUUAAUCAAAUUAUAAUCUUAAACUAAAUUGUACUGUCAAAAGUAAAAGCCGAUCGUCAGUAAUAUGUGCUACUUAAUUUUCAUGAUGUGCUAUACAUUGUUGUAUAGUAAUUGUAAAACCUUUCUUAUGAGUAGCACUGUAAUGUGUAAUUCUUGGAAUUAAGUGUGCGGGAUUAUUGGAAUUGGGUUCAGAUAAGAUACUGGUGGAUAAUCAUGGAAAAUUCCCACGGUCCUCUUAUAAUCCUCCAUUCUCCCCAGCAUGAUCAAUUACGUGAUCAAUUACGUCAGCAUUGAUGCGGCUCCUCAUUGGAUGGAGACGCAUCAACGUUGCCCCCUGAUUGGUGCAGACAAAGCUGCGCGUGGAUACAAAACAGCUGUCCGCACGCUCUCGGCAGAGAGAGAGAGUGAGAGAGUUAGUUAUCAGAGUGAUUACAGUUAUUCCAGUCUCCCGAGUCUUUCUAGUCAUGUGCACGAAUCAUCAUCCCGACGAACUAUUUUAUCAACUACAUGUAUGACUUUGGCGUGUUACAUCUUGUGAAGCAGUUUUAGAAUAAAGGAUCCGGACGUUAGAAGGUAAAUUCAGGACUUCUUACUUUUGUAACCUGUGGAAAUAAAACAUGUAACUAAAUCUAAUUGCAACAAUCUGAAAAUGGGCCGCGAAGCUUAAAAUGAUCAGACUGAAUGAUAAUGAAGACAGUGUUAUGCAAUUCAUAAUCAAAGUGCACUUUCAGGAAUGACUGGACUUGGAGGGUAAGUCUAGAUCUGUGAUUUUCACCUUAAACCCCAUUGUGACUCUACUCUAUUAUCUACAGUGUGUGUUAUUGGUUUGGGUAGGGUGACAUGGAGCGUAUGAUAUUCCCUUUUCCAAAAUCUGUG